Molecule: messenger RNA, 2689 nt
Organism: Podarcis muralis (Common wall lizard)
Lineage: Eukaryota; Metazoa; Chordata; Lepidosauria; Squamata; Lacertidae
Source: RefSeq, a predicted model, not a curated record
AGAAAUAAAAAAUAAUUUCAGAUCUGUCCCUCCCCGCCGCCGCGUCCCCGCGCGCAGCCUCCGCGCCCUGCCCCGCCUCCUUUCAGGCACAAGCCAAUCGGCGGGAGGCAUAACAUGAGGUCGACGGACGAGCGAAUCAAUCAACAUGGGGCUAGAGGGUAGAGAGGCGGGCGGCAGAACCAAUGAGGAGAUCGACGCUUCUGGUCCCGCCCUUUUCUAGAAUGACGAGUCCCGCCCAGCAGGGAGAACGGCGUCCAGAGCAGCCCGUGAAAUGUUCAAGAAGACCUUGCGCUCUACCCAGCAUUUCAAGAUGUCAACAUCAUGGUGGUCUUGGGCUUCGCCUUCCUCCUGGCCUUCCUCAGAAGAUACGGCUUCAGCAGCGCUGGAUUCAGCCUUUUUCUUGCAGCCCUUGGAGUGCAGUGGGCUUUGAUCGUGAAUGGCUUCAUUUUCCAUUUCUCAGAUGGGCAAGUGAAGAUAAAUCUGCAAAGCAUCUUGGCAGCCAUUAUGAGUAUUACAGCGGUGCUGAUUUCAGCUGGCGCGAUCCUCGGCAAAGCCAACCUGAUGCAGUUAAUCUGCAUGGCUAUGGUGGAGGUGGCUGUUUUCGCUGGGACCAGAUGGAUCAUUGUGGAUGUUCUGGGGAUUAAGAGCCACAUCAGCUUGAUGCAUGUUCAUUUGUUUGGGGCAUUUUUUGGCUCCACUGUCUCCUGGUUCCUCUACAAUUCCUCACUGCACCCAAAAGUAGAGAAAGAAAGAUCAAAGCCUGCCUCUGAUGUGUUUGCAAUUCUGGGUACUCUCUUCCUUUGGACAUUCUGGCCCAGCUUCAAUUCUGUGUUGGUACAGAAAGAAGAGGAAAAACAGGCUGCCAUUUACAACACCUAUUUUGCAAUGGCUACAAGUGCUGUGGCCGCAUUUGCGUUCUCAAAGGCUACCAGUAGUGAUGGGACGUUCCACAUGGCCCACAUCCAGAAUGCCACUCUGGCUGGUGGGGUUGCUGUUGGCUCCUCAGUUUCCAUCAUCCGAUACCCUUGGAUUGCGAUGACUUUAGGUCUGGUGGCCGGGGCAGGCUCUGUGCUUGGCUUUGCCUUUUUACAGAAGCGCCUGGAACCAGCGCUCAGGAUUCAUGAUACCUGUGGAGUUCUUUACACGUUUGGCCUGCCCAGUUUGAUUGGAGGGAUCACUCGCAUUAUUCUUAUCCUAAUAGACAGCCAGGAAGACCUAGAAGGAAUGGGUUAUUUGGCUUUGACUGAACUUGGUGCAUCCUGCGCGAUCAUUUCCCUGGGUCUGAUGGCUGGACUCAUUACAGGUUUCUUACUAACUUUUGAAUUCUGGAAAGCACCUCCUAUAACAAAGUAUUUUGAUGAUCAAGCUUUUUGGGAGUUUCCACAUUUAGCUGCUGGAUAUUGAAUACAGGCAUCAAGACUGCAGUAAACUAGUUGUGGAAGAUUUUGUCGAUCUGCCAUUAAAGCCACCAGAAGUUGUGUAACCUUUUCGUAGGAACCAUUUGUUUGCAAGACUGAAUGAACUACAUUACUGCUUCAUUAAGGAGGCUGCCAACCGCCUUCUUUUCUCUAAGGCAUACUAUUUACAGCUGAACCUGCAAAAUGCUGAGGAUUUUGCUUUGGCAGGGGGGGACGUGCAUAUUAAAUGUGGAUUUUACCUCACUUGACCUCCCCCUGCCAGCACCUUAAAUGCAGUGGUUUUAACAACUUUCCACACUGAGUUGUCUGUUGUAAAAUUCUUGCCACCUUGCAGAGGAUUCUGGGGGCAUUUUCUAGGCGGUGCACUUUCAGCUGUAGCACCUUGCAAGGGAGUGAUUGGUAAUGUGGAAAAGUUGUCCAAGUGUACAGUGUGAUAUAUGGAGCUAAGUAUUUUUAUAAUAUGCUAUGCCUCCACAGUUGUGUAAUUUUAUAUCCCCGUAUGCCUACCAUCUUUCUUACUGCUACCACUGCCUUUAAUGUCCCAAUUAACCCUGUGCAUAAAUGGCCUAAGUGGAUUGUGACUCCAGCUGAAAAAUACUAAAGCAAUGAAGUCAGCAUGGGAAAUGAACUGCUGCUUACUAUCACAAACUGAAUGUUAGAACACUGCCUCUACAGCACCACCAUAAAGCCACCAGUAACAAGACAAGAGCCAUCAUACUUGGAAGUCACAGGCCCAGCAGAAGCUUCAGAAGCAUGGUAACAUUUCAGUUAAUAGUUCAGGUGUGGGAAACCUUUGGCCUGCCAGAUGUUAAUAAACUACAGCUCCCAUCAGUCUUAGCAAGCAUGGCCAAGGGCUAGGAAUGGUGGGAGCUGUAGUUCAGCAACAUCUGGAAGGCCCAAAGUUCCCCACACCUGGUACUUAAGUCUCCCCCAGAAAAAAGCAGCCUAAUAAUUGGUUGCUAUGAUGCAAAUCAGCCUGUCAUGCACUGGAUAACCUUGCAAGGUACAAAAGCUCAGAUCCAGGCAGAAAAUGUAUAAGAACUCCAGCUAGAGGGACCCAUUUGUAGGCAAGACCUCUGCACCCCUAGGAUCAGUGGAAGCUUCCAUCUUGCUUAGCUCCACCUGCCCAUCAUUCUGCUUUCUAGGCUGACCAUCAGAGAGAGCACCCAUUCCCGAUAAAUAUCCCAGUGGCACUUGUGUGAAUGAGUGUGACCUCUCUAACUUUGAUUUCUGAACUGCAUUCAAUAAAUGUGUUGUUUUGCCUUCCCCCA